Rotaria sp. Silwood2 is the source of this 1293-nucleotide messenger RNA. NCBI's taxonomy places the organism in Eukaryota, Metazoa, Rotifera, Eurotatoria, Philodinida, Philodinidae. The record is from the annotation of a GenBank genome assembly.
AUGGAAUUAUCGUUAAAAAAUGUUGGUGUUGAAUCUGAAUGUGGAAAACUUGAUAUUGUUAUAAUGCAUCGACCAGGUGAUGAACUUCUUCGUCUUAAUAAUGAUAACAUUGAAACACUCCUUUUCGAUAAUAUUCCUAAUUUGAAUGAAAGUCAACAAUCACACGAUAUAUUUACAAAAUAUUUACGUGAUAAUGGAACACAUGUUUUAUACAUAAGAGAACUGCUUGAAGAAACUCUAGUUUCUAGUAAACAAGCUUGUCAAACAUUGAUUGAUGGAAUUGUUGCUCAUUCUUCUUUAAACUAUUCUUAUCAAUCAUCACAAGCAAAAUUGUUUCUUUAUCAAUGGUUAUAUGAACGAACACCUGUUCAACUCGUCGAUGACAUAAUUCGUGGUGUUACUUGUUCACUAAAUCAAUUAGGAAUAUCAAAGUCUGCUAAAACUCUUCUAAAAAUAUGUGAUAAAAGUAUAAAUGAAUUUAUUAUACCACCAUUACCUAAUUUAUUAUUUACUCGUGAUGCUUUUUCUAUAAUUGAAAAAAAUGUUUUUAUUUGGAAAAUGGCUAAACACGCUAGACAAAAUGAACCAUUAAUAUAUCGUGUUAUAUUCAAAUAUCAUCCUUAUCUAUCAAUAUCAGAUCUAAAUUUAAUUGAGUGGGAAAAUCAAUGUUAUAAUGAUGAAAAAGUGUCUGCUGAAGGUGGUGACAUAGCUUAUCUUGGUAAUGGUAUUUUACUUAUUGGUUGUAGUGAAAGAACAAAUCGAGCAGGUAUUGAAUCAAUUGCUCUCACUGAUAUAUUUCAGCGUAUCAUUGUUGUCACUUUACCUGCACAAAGAGAAUUUAUGCAUCUCGAUACUAUUAUCAGUUCGAUAAAUCCUCAUGCAUUUACAUUGCAUAGUGCAUUAAACAAUUCUAUGCAAGUUUUUACUGUUGAAAUUAAAGAUAAGAAUAACAAAUUUGUUGAAAAACCAAAAUGGAUUUCACAUGGAUUUGAUGUUCGUCAAUCUCUUCGAUAUCUUCUCAACAAACCAGAUCUAAUAUUUUAUGAUGCUUUAGAUAAAAUAACAUCUGUUAAAGAACAACGUGAUUGUUGUUUAAAUGUUUUAUCAAUCGACGAAUAUCAUAUAGUCACCUAUGCGGAUGGAGAUUCUAAUAGAGGUAUUGUAGCAGCAAUUAAACACAAUGAUACAACAUGUAAAAUAGGAUUAAUUCCUACGAAAGGUCUCUUAGAAGGAGGUGGUGGGACACACUGCAUGACCAAUGCUUUACGUCGACACCGAUCUUUAAAAUAUUAA